Molecule: messenger RNA, 1384 nt
Organism: Phoenix dactylifera (date palm)
Lineage: Eukaryota; Viridiplantae; Streptophyta; Magnoliopsida; Arecales; Arecaceae
Product: UDP-rhamnose/UDP-galactose transporter 2-like
Source: RefSeq, a predicted model, not a curated record
GGAGGAUUUAUUUAUAUCAGAUUCGGGAUCCGGGAGGUGGGAGAAGGGAGCAGGGAUUGGUUUUUCGUUGAGAAGGGAGGAUUGGGAGAAGGCGGAUUGGCGAUGAAAAUGGAGAAGAAGGUCGUCGUCUCGGAUACGGGGGCGUGGGCGAUGAAUGUGGUCAGCUCGGUGGGGCUUAUCAUGGCCAACAAGCAGCUCAUGUCUGCUGGUGGCUAUGGAUUCAGCUUUGCAACUACGCUCACAGGGUUUCAUUUUACCCUGACGGGAAUUAUUGGAUAUGUUUCAAAUGCAUCUGGCUUGUCUAUGUCCAAGCAUGUUCCUUUUUGGGAGCUCUUGUGGUUUUCCAUCGUUGCUAAUCUAUCAAUUACAGGGAUGAACCUUAGUCUCAUGCUGAACUCAGUGGGGUUUUACCAGAUCUCUAAGUUGAGCAUGAUACCAGUGGUUUGCAUGAUGGAAUGGUUACUCAACAGCAAAAACUACUCCCCGAGAGUGAUAAUGUCUGUAAUUGUGGUAGCCUUUGGUGUUGGUGUUUGCACGGUCACUGAUGUGGAAAUUAAUGCUAAGGGUUUCCUUUGUGCAUGCGUGGCUGUGUUCUGCACAUCGCUGCAGCAGAUUACCAUUGGGUCUUUUCAGAAAAAGUACAACAUCGGUUCUUUUGAGCUGCUGAGCCAAACUGCUCCGGUUCAGGCUAUCUCUCUUCUUUUAUUUGGCCCUUUUGCAGACUACUACCUCAACGGGCAGUCCCUCUUGAAGUACCAUUUCUCUACAGGAGCAACUUUGUUCAUACUCCUCUCCUGUUCCCUAUCUGUCUUCUGCAACAUGAGCCAAUACCUCUGCAUCGGCCGGUUUUCUGCAACGUCCUUCCAAGUCUUGGGUCACAUGAAGACCGUAUGCGUGCUAAUAUUAGGAUGGAUACUGUUUGACUCGGCGCUUACUGUCAAGAAUGUACUAGGGAUGUUGCUUGCUGUGGUGGGAAUGAUAGUUUACAGUUGGGCUGUGGAGCAUGAGAAACAGGCUAAAUUGGCUUCCCAUGUCAAGGGUGAUAGAGCAUUGGAUGAGGAGGAUGUAAGUCUCCUAAAGGAGAAAGUAAACAGUCUUUCUGAGUCAGAUCUCGAGCUUGCACAGACGAGGAGUUGAUUCUUUGAUUUUUUGAUUUGUUCUUUAUUAUUUAGUCAAAAUCAGUUCUUUUUUUGCCCCUUCCAUAGUGUUAAUUACUCAAGUCUUCUCACAUCGAUCAAAGCUCCCAAUUGACUGUGUUGUAGGGGAGUUUUUCUUUCAUACCCAAUUUAUCCAGGAUCAGCAUGUUCAUUUGUGUUAUACAUAAGACGAGGGUGAAUCCCAUGGUAAUGAUAAUUGCUCAUCAGGAAGACUCAUUUUUCAUAAA